AACUAAGGAGGUUUCCUGAGAAAACCUCAAACGCAAGCCCUAACUCCGUAUCGCCUCUCCUCCCUCCUCUCCCGCCUAAUCUCAGCGGCGAUCUUGCACGACGCAUCCCGACGCGAGCGAGCCUCCGACGUUCUCUCCCGCCUCGUCUGCAUCAAUGGCCACCCUCUCCGACGAGGCGAUCAAACGGAGGAUGGGCGUAUUUCGAGAUUGAGCAGCGCGCUUUUGCAGAUACAACCCUUUUCCAUUUUCGAAUUUUGCACAUUUAACAUGCUGGCCAGUUCAUAUGCCAGCGGGGAUUUAUCUGAAUUUUUGAGAAAAUUGGAUCCCUUAUCAUCUUUUUUUUUUUUUUUUCACUAUGUAAUGUUUCGUUGGGCUUAAAUCUCUAGUAUAUAAUGCUAAAUUCAGCUCAAUGUACCAUCAUACCAUCUAGUGUCGUGCUAUUAACCUUUUAAUUGUCAUGAUAUUAUCUAUGUAUUUUUGUGUUGUUUCUAGUGGAGUCACCACAUCAACUGAUUUUAGUUCUCACCAAUUAACAUUAAAAAAAAACUUGACUGUUUUAACUGUUUAAAAAAAACUUACCCGUUUUUCUCACCAAUUAACAUUUUAUCUGUCAUCAGACUUUAGUUCUAAUUGUCGUGAAGUUGGUUAUUUUCAAAUUUCAGGCUUACCUGACUUAAAAAUGGGAAUCUAUCUCAGCACCCUGAAAGCUGAGAAGUUUCCUAAAAUGACAAGAACAGCAUGCAACUAUGGAAGAUGCGGUGAGUUAGAACAUGCUUUCAGAUUCAACCUUUGAUGUAAAACAAUAUUUUGUCAGUUCUGUCAGAUGCUGGGUUUGUGCGAACUAGACUUGGACCAACGAGAAAGAAUCUCGUAUACCCCCGAUGCGUCUCAAGCAAGAUGUGGGAGGCGUGAUAGUCCUUAUAGAUGGUGAAGCCCGGUCUAUGAUCACUACGAUGGACCCUCUUAUGAGAGGGAGAGAAGUCCUAAUUAUGCUCGCUGUACAGGUCAAUCUGGGGAUGGAGAAGACAGUAAUUGAUUAUCUAAAGAUGAUCCCACCCUAAACUUGCCUCUUGCCUUCAAUUUCUCGUUCAGGAUCCUAGGGCUUCGGCAAUCUGAUCCCUCUUCUUGAUGGAUAAUAGGGCUUCAACAAUGGCGGACGAGUACAUCCAGAAGACAGUGGUAGAUUCUGAAAGAGGGAGGGAAAUUCAGUCAACAAUAAAAUUUCACGUCUUUGGCCCCAUUUCUAUUUCACCAUGAUUUGACGCUUGCCAAAUAAUUUCAUAGUGUUGUCCAAGUCCGCUGCCAUCGUGCUUCAUGGGUUCGAUGAUGAUAUUUAGCUCCAAUUUAUACUAAAGCUCAAAAUUCAGAUUCUCCUCGUGGGUGGAAAUGGCUUAGAUUAUCUCCUGCUAUUUCAGCUGCGCUCCCCAUUUCAUAGUCUUGAUCAUGACUCGUCGCUGCUGCCGUCAAUUGGUUACCUUUUUCGGUUAUUGGCUGGGAUGGUACUGCAGAUGUGUGGCACAGCUGCUCCUGGACACAAGUGUGAAGUGAUGAUGGCACAAGAAACUCCUCCACUGUGGCUUCAUAAGUUGUGCAGUGAGAAAUUCUUCAAUGCUUGCUCAAUUGAGCAUCGAGGAUUAGAUGAAAACAAGAGCGAGAAAGACGUCUUUUGUAUAAAUUGCUGCUCCAGCUUCUGCAAAGGCUGUAUCUAUGGUACAGGCCAUGACACACAUCAAUUUUUUCAGAUUCGGAGCUAUGAUAGCAAGAAUGCUGUUCGAGUGGAAGAUUUAGACAAAAUUUUCUUGUCCGAUGGCAUUCAGUCUUAUACAUAUGAGGAGAUUGAGGUAGUGUUCAUUGAAAAGCGAACUCCAACCUCAGAGCAGAACCUCAGCGGCAACUGCUGCCGCAUGUGUCAGUGCCACAUCACAGACGGUUCGCUCUACUGCUCCCUACACUGCAAGAUGAUCUUUUUGUCAAUAAACGGUGGGCUGAAAGAGUGCAUAAAGAGAGAGGGAGACGAGAACAUCGACAACGCUGAAACGAUUAAGGAACUUACAGAUGAGAGGGGACUGAUGCCAGCCUCUAGUUUGCAGCCCACGGAGAGUGCUGGAAACCUUCCAAAUCCUCAUCAACGCCAACCCCAUCAUAUUACCUAUGACAUGUUCGCUGCCGAGGCCCAAUUCCUCCACUUAGAUUCAGACAAUUCUGACCCAUUGCCAGCGAAGCGGAGGAAGGGCGGUUCUGAAUCUCAAGGAUAUUAUACCCAUCAGAAUUCUAGUACUCCAAUGGCUCAGUCAUCCACAUCUAUUAAUGAAUAUACUUCCCAAUUCUCUGCUUCUGGACCUAACCUCAUGAGUACCAGACCUAUGCAGCAGCAGCAACACGAAGCUAUCCCGUUGACUAUGCCUACUCCUGGGUGGAACCCGCCGAAGUCCACUCCAAUGGCUCAGUCAUCAUCAGCUAGAAAUGAUCAGGGACAAAUCAGUACAUUACCUAUGCAGCAGCAACAUAGACAAAUCCCUUUGUCCGUUCGGAUAUCUAUGCCGAGUGCAGUUCAGCCUGAGAAUUUUUCUGCUUCUAGUAGUGGGCAACCACCAUUGUCCACUUCGAUAGCUUAUCAGUCGACCACAUCUAUUAAAGAAUAUAAUUUCCAAUUCUCUGGUUCUGGACCUAACCUGAUGAGUACUAGACCUAUGCAGCAGCAGCAACAUGAACAUGUCCCGUGGGCUAUGCCUACUCCUGGUUGGAAGCCCCCGAAGUCCACUCCAAUGGCUCAGUCAUCAUUAGCUAGAAAUGAUCGGGGACAAAUCAGUAAUGUACCUAUGCAGCAGCAACAUAGACAAAUCCCCUUUUCCACUCAGAUAUCUAUGCCUAGUAUAGUUCAGCCUGAGAAUUACACUUCUUCUAAUAGUUGGCAACGACCACCGUUCACUCUGAUGGCACCUCAGGCGCAGAAUUAUGUUUCUAGUAGUCCGCAACCACCACCAUUCACUCCAGUGUAUAUGCCUGGUAGAGUGCAGCCUGAGAAUUACGCUUCUUCUAGUAGUUGGCACGCUCCUCCAUUCACUCUGAUGGAACCUCAGGCUCAGAAUUACGCUUCUAGUAGUUGGCAACCACCUAGUUGGCAACCACCAUUGUCCACUCUGAUGGCACCUCAGGCCCAGAAAUUUUCUCCUUCUAUACAGCAUAAUGGACAAAUCCCGUCAAAUAUUUCUUCACUGCCGACUAUGCCUACUCCUCCGGAGCAUCCUAUUCCCGGUCAUCCUAAUCCUGCCCAUAACCGUCUAGGCUUUCCUACUCAUCAUAGGCCUCAACCUCGGGUUGGACAGAUGGGGAAUCAAGUAGCAGGGAUCCUAGAAAUUCUUAGAAGGUUUAUCAAUGAGAUAUUCUUUGCUCAUUGUACAUGCAACAACGGUACCAAUUUAAAGAGGAGCUACUUUUGUUUCAAAUGCUUAGUCAGCUGCUGCCCCGAUUGUGUUGCAGAGCUUGUUCAUCUCGGACAUCAAAAUCAAACUCUUCAGGUUUAUGCGCAACAAGGUGGCCAGGUCCGAGUGGAACAUUUGAAUAGGUUUAUCGACCCAGCUCGUAUCAUGACUUAUAAGCACCGCGGCGGCUAUUCGGUGGUGGUAAUCAAGGAGCGUGGCCAGGGCCGUGGACGGGGAGGCCCACUCUGCCGAAACUGCGGGUUCAACAUCCGCGAUCAGUUCUUCUACUGCUCCCUCCAAUGCAAGGUGGAAUAUUUGUCGACUCACGGAGGCCUGGAGGACUGUCUCAGGGGUCGCUCUUUUUUUCGCGGGGGCCGAGUUAGUAGCGGGGAGGAGAUGAAGUAAAGACUGGAAAGAGGGGGCAGUUUUUUUUUUUUUUUAAAUUAUUUUUAUUUUAGGGGAAUACCCUUUUAAUUUUUUGUUGUAUGAAAAAGCAGAAACCGUAGCAGAAGUGCUACUGUGCUCAAAGGGUUGUUUUCAUUGAUUGCUUCGGCUGACAUUAAUUCAAUAUUUCAUUCAUUGGGUAAUUUCUCACCUAGCUUGUUGGGGUGACUGAAUGGUUAUAAGAUGUCUGUUUUCUAGUAACAAUUAUGACCGUGAUAAUGAAAGAACUGCCCUGCAUUGUAUGUGCAA
Messenger RNA from Asparagus officinalis (garden asparagus), 4115 nucleotides. RefSeq lists its product as uncharacterized. The coding region runs from base 1497 to 3827 and encodes 776 amino acids. Lineage: Eukaryota; Viridiplantae; Streptophyta; Magnoliopsida; Asparagales; Asparagaceae. The record is from RefSeq and is a predicted model, not a curated record. The transcript is spliced from 13 exons.